Messenger RNA from Cyclopterus lumpus (lumpfish), 3364 nucleotides. RefSeq names its product solute carrier family 35 member F5-like. The record is from RefSeq and is a predicted model, not a curated record. Gene Ontology annotation, biological process: regulation of peptide transport. The coding region runs from base 219 to 1670 and encodes 483 amino acids. The transcript has 15 exons. NCBI's taxonomy places the organism in Eukaryota, Metazoa, Chordata, Actinopteri, Perciformes, Cyclopteridae.
UGAUAACGUUGAGGGGUGGGCGCGCGCUAAUGUUUACUACCACUGGGCUGUCAAUAAUUUAAUCGUAAAAAAAACCCAAAAGAAAAACGGGGAUUUCUGUCGAUAUUUCAACAGCGGACGUAACGACCGGUGUGCAAUGGUGCUAACUAAAUGACCUCUUCUCGCAUUCAGUUCCUGAAUAUCUUGCCUCCAUCCUCGCGUGUCUUCUCAGUGUCCUGAUGGAGUGGGUGUUCAUCAUGAACCGGAUGAGCUCUCAGGGCAGCUCCGCAGCCCAGCGAAGGCGCAUGGCCCUGGGGGUGGUGAUCCUCCUGCUGGUGGAUGUCAUCUGGGUGGGCUCCUCUGAGCUAACCUCCUACAUUUUCAAGCGCCAGGAGUACAACAAACCCUUCUUCAGCACAUUCACCAAAACCUCCAUGUUCGUACUGUACUUGCUGGGUUUCCUGGUGUGGCGGCCCUGGAGGCAGCAGUGCACCGGCUCUCUGAAACGGAGGCACUCUGCGUUUUUUGCUGAUGCCGAGGCCUACUUUGCACCCUGCACCACAGACACCUCCGUGAACAACUGUUUGAGCGAACCGCUGUACGUUCCGGUGAAGUUCCAGGACGUACCUGCCGAGCACUCCAAUUGUCUGAUGGGAGACUGUGAAUCUGCGGCUUCCAAAAAGCAGCGUGUGCGUUUUAGUAACAUCAUGGAGGUGCGUCAGCUGCCCUCUACUCAAGCCCUGGAGGCCAAACUGUCCCGCAUGUCCUACCCAGCUGCCAAGGACCACGAGGCCAUGUUACGCACAGUGGGCAAGCUCACUAUCACCGAUGUGGCCAAAAUCAGCUUCUUCUUCUGCUUUGUGUGGUUUCUGGCUAACCUGUCCUACCAAGAAGCCCUGUCCAACACGCAGGUGGCCAUUGUCAACAUCCUGUCGUCCACCUCAGGCCUGUUCACGCUCAUCUUAGCAGCCAUAUUUCCCAGCAACAGCACCGACCGGUUCACCUUGUCCAAACUGUUAGCGGUGUCUCUGAGCAUGGGAGGCGUCGCCCUCGUGAGCUUCUCCAGCAUGGACAACCCGGAUGAGAACGGCGUCGCAGGUUCUUUGUGGUCGCUGGCGGGGGCGGUGCUGUACGCCGUCUACAUCGUGAUGAUCAAGAGACGAGUGGACCGGGAGGAUAAGCUGGACAUCCCCAUGUUCUUCGGGUUUGUGGGCCUGUUCAACCUGCUGCUGCUGUGGCCCGGCUUCCUCCUGCUCCACUACACGGGCUUCGAGGCCUUUGAGCUUCCCAGCCAGCUGGUGUGGACGUACAUCCUCAUCAACGGCCUCAUUGGAACCGUCCUCUCCGAGUUCCUCUGGCUCUGGGGCUGUUUCCUCACAUCGUCUCUGAUCGGGACUCUGGCAUUGAGCCUCACCAUCCCGCUCUCGAUUAUGGCAGAUAUUUGCAUGCAGAAGGCCCGAUUCUCGUGGCUGUUUUUCGCCGGGGCGGUGCCGGUCUUCCUGUCCUUCUUCAUCGCCACGCUCUUAUGCCACUACAACAACUGGGAUCCGGUCCUGGUGGGGCUGAGGAGAGUGUACGUCUUCAUUUGCAGGAAACAUCGCGUUCAGAGAUUGCCAGAAGACAGUGAGCAGUGUGAAAGCCUUAUCCCUCUCCACCCCAUCUCCCCCAAAGAAGCCAGCUUCUGUUCGUGAACACAAAGUGGUGAACGUGGAUCUCAGACAAUCUGGAAAGCCUUCAGAGACAUUGAACUAAGUGCCUUCUAUUAAAUCUAUUUAUUUUCUACGGUGUUGAGACAACGCAUACAUUUCUCCUUUUUUUCUCACAUUCCAGUCAUCACAGACUGAUAUUCAGUUUUUUCUUAUGUUUAAAAAAAAAUAUAUAUAUAAACCUCAUGGUUGUCAAGGUGCUAGACUUUAUCAGUGAUUGUCAUGUGACCAAAUGAAAACGGUACAUUUUGAACUCAAUCAUAACACUAACAGAGGCAGAGUUAUUAGUGUGUGUGUGUGUGUGUGUGUUUCUUUUAAAUAUCUGAAAUCAGUGUUCAGAGUUCACCAUUUUUUAUUUUUUUUCCCCGGAGGCCUUUUUGAAGCCUCGCUGCUUGUUUUCAAGCGAAUGUGUGCAGCAGACAUUUUGCAUUUUCACAAAGCACAAUCUGUCAAGACGACGUUUGUCUUUGAUGCCUUUUUGUUUUUGUUUUUCAUAAACAUCGGCCAUGUGACGCACCCUCGUGUUGACGAGCCGCAUGUAGCUCAGCCUCCGGCAGCUCGGGUAGUGACCCUUCACCUCUGCGCAGGUGUCUCGUGAGAUAUUCCUUCAGGUGAUCAUAACACUGUCCUGACAGGAUUCAACAACCCUUUUUUUCUUUUUUUCUUUAAGUCGGACAUGAAGAAGAGAGCUGAACAAGAGAGCCUCCCUCCCUCCGACAUCUUGUUCAUCUCUGUAGCCGCUGACAGAAAAACAAAACUGUGAUAGAAACGUAAUCUUUGUGAACUGAUCGUCGGCCUUUUCCCAACGCAAUAAGCUACAAAACUGCAAUAACGGUCGCCUGCUCCUACGAGCAGUUUUCCUCCUUUUUUUUGUUGUUGUUUAAAAUGGGGCGUAAAUACUUGUUCACAGUGAAGCAUUAAUAGAGUAUUGAUGUUGUUUUUUUUGUGAAAUUCAGAUGACCACUACAGAUUUAUGUCUUUUUAAAAUUGUGUAAAAGUUUUUUUUAUAUUUUCUGUAUCAUUGUAAAUGAUUUUUAGCCGGGGGAAGAGUUUUGCAUAACAGCCAAAAUUACUUAUAUAUAUAUAUAUAUAUACAAAUGUCUCUUUUUUUUGCCUCAAGCAAAAAAAUGAUUUAUUUACUGUUGUUUUGGGAAUUCAUGACAAAACAAAAACAUUUCAAUUAGCAGCCGUAGUGUCGGACGUGUGAUAUCUUUACGGAGAGUUUAUUACUGAACACAUGACAUGGAGGAUGUUAAUAACUGUCCCGUGAGGAUGAAUUAACGAGGUAGAGCACUUUAAGUGACAUAUUUAAACUGGUUCAUGUUCAUUAUUGUACUCGCUGUGUUUUUAAGCCAAUCGUGUCACAGUUGCAAGUAUAAAAGCUUUUUUCUUUUCUUUUUUUUAAGGAGGAUUAGUUCCCCCAUGUGCUCCGCUUAGACUUCAAGGGAUAGGAUUUAUUUUUCUUUCUCAGGUUCUUCUUUUUGUUCUUCUUCUUUCUGAGCAAUUUCUCUUUCUAAGUGUCAUUAAUGAAGAUUGUUAUAAGAUCUAAAAGAAGAAGGCCGUGAUACUAACCCCUCCCCCUUUUUAUCAACCUCGGCUCUUUGAAUCGUGCUUUUAUUUUUGCGAGUCUGUUUUCAUACUCCUACACUGCACUAUUAAAAGAUAUCUUUGUAAAUCUG